Messenger RNA from Dichomitus squalens LYAD-421 SS1, 1632 nucleotides. RefSeq lists its product as uncharacterized. Gene Ontology annotation, molecular function: sphingosine-1-phosphate phosphatase activity. The transcript is spliced from 7 exons. NCBI's taxonomy places the organism in Eukaryota, Fungi, Basidiomycota, Agaricomycetes, Polyporales, Polyporaceae. The record is from RefSeq and is a predicted model, not a curated record. Gene Ontology annotation, cellular component: endoplasmic reticulum membrane. The coding region runs from base 1 to 1632 and encodes 543 amino acids.
AUGAACUUCCGCAAAGCUGACGUCGACCGGAACUGGAACGAGAAGGCCGAGAACGCUGGAGCCGCUCAGGUGACUGGUGAUGGUGGUGAGAGAGAAAUUCUUUUCGCGGUGGGGGCAGCGGGGAGGUUGCCAGAGGAUGUUUACGAGCGGACGCUGAGCCGGUGGAGGGCCGGGCUACGCCGCGUGAUUAUGCGGAAUAUCGAGUUGGAGUCGAAAGCACUGGCUAUCAUGCAGUCGUACGUCCGACACCCUGUGUUGGAUGCGUAUUUCGUCUACACAUCCUCCCUCGGGACACACACGUUCUUCAUGAUCAUGCUUCCUUUAUUCUACUUCUUCGGCGCACCUGAUUUCGGACGAGGCCUACUGCUCAUGCUUUCAACUGGUGUGUAUGUCGCGUCCUUCAUCAAGGACCUCUGUUGUGUUCCGAGACCCUACGCCCCGCCUGUCACCCGCCUGACCAUCGGUGACCAUCAUCUCGAAUACGGCUUCCCAUCCACGCACUCCACGAACAGCGUCUCAAUCGCGCUCUUCCUUUAUACCCUACUUCAGCGCGCAUAUACCCCAGCCUCGACCGCUAUCAAGUCCUCCAUCGAUUCUGCAGUCUCCUCCGUGAACGCUACUAGCGUGCUGCCUACUGCGGAAGUCGUCGAGCUCGUGCAGGGCCAGAUCUCCGAGAGAACAUACCAGCUCGGCGUCGCGCUCCUGCUCUUCUACGUGUUCUCGAUCGUCUAUGGCCGAUUGUAUACCGCCAUGCACUCCUUCACCGACUGCAUCAUGGGUGUAGCCCUCGGUGCUGGGAUAUGGGGUCUUCAUGUCCUUUGUCGCGAAUACGUAGAUAAUUGGGUGCGCGAUGGUGGCUUCAUUGUUCCUGCCACCAUCGUACCCCUGUGCCUAUAUCUCGUCCACAGGCAUCCGCAACCGGUCGAUGAUUGUCCCUGUUUCGAGGAUGCGAUCGCGUUCGUCUCCGUUGUGAUGGGCGAGUUCGUUGCGCGCUGGUACAUGGAACACAACGGGUAUGAUGAGAGCUUUUUUGCACGCCCCAUGCCCGGUGCUACCUGGGCGACCUGGUCGGACGUCGUCACCUGGUGGUCUACCGCGGCGACCAAGACAGUCAUCGGCGUCCUGACUAUCUUCGUCUGGCGCAUCGUCGCCAAGUCCUUCUGCCACUUCGUCUUACCCCCGACGUUCCGCUUCCUCUCGCACCUCUUCACGCUACCCCACCGCCGGUUCUACACUCCCGCCACGGACUAUACCUCUGUGCCACCGGAGAAAGGUCUCCGCCCGAUCCCGUCCGUGAUCGAUCUCCCGCGCAUGGUCGAGUACGAGGUUGACGGCGUGGGUGCGUCCGAUGCUGCCGCGAGCACCGCCCGCCGGUCGUACAGCGCGAUCAAGAACCGCAAGGGCGGGCGCGUGGAGAUGGACGAGAAGGUCGUGGCGAUGAACGAGAAGAGCGCGAAGGGUCGCCCGGGCCUGAGCGUGGAAUUGGACGAGGAGACGGGCGGGAAGGACGUCAAGCAUUAUGAUGCUGAUGUGCUUACCAAGGUCUUCGUAUACUGCGGCAUUGGGAUCCUGGCUCCGGGCGUGAUCCCGGUGAUGUUCGAGAUACUUGGCUGGGGCGUCAAAACUAGCUGA